GGACAUACCACUUUUCUAUUGGGUAGUAGAGUAUCUGUGAAUGCUGACGGAUCUGAAUUGGUGAUGGCUUGAAACAUCCAUGGACGCACUUCACUGGUGUGAAUUGGAAAGACGGCCAAAUAGUAUACAGCCGACGCCUACUGACGCUGGUACUAGUCACAUCGGUGACUUGGGUGGAUCGAAUACAGCAGCAUAUCCAUGGAACGUUGGAAGUGCUCAUGUGCAACAUCCAGUCGGUUCGUAAGCUAACAGCAUACGUUACACCACGAUUGCGAUAGUCCCUUCUGGAAAGUACUGCCAGGUAGAGGAUAGAAGCGACCAGAUUGGCUGACUUAUCAGUGCAAUCUGUCUGAAGUCGCAAGACUUUCUCCGUUUGACAAUUGUACUGGAUACGUUCUGAUCGCUGGAGCUGUGAAUCACUUUGCUAUGCUCAUGGUUCCCACCAGAAGCGACGACAUUUCCGUUGAGGAGAUACUG
Molecule: messenger RNA, 477 nt
Organism: Serpula lacrymans var. lacrymans S7.9
Lineage: Eukaryota; Fungi; Basidiomycota; Agaricomycetes; Boletales; Serpulaceae
Exons: 1
Coding region: 80-244 (54 amino acids)
Source: RefSeq, a predicted model, not a curated record